CUUCACGCAGCCUCGGAUCACAACAGCGCCUGAGAGCAGCUGAGCACUGCGGUGUUUCUGGGCAGCCUUAUUAUCCGUCACCACACUUCUCGGACUUCUCUCUCGUUUUGUUUUUUUUUGUUCCUCGACGACUCUUCACCCCCCCUCCCUCCUCCUCCUCCUCCGCCUCCUGCCUCAUCCUCCUUUAUUUUUACCUCCAUUUUUUAAAUGUUUUCAUGCACAUCUCAAAGGAUUUACACAGAAUUAUAACCACUAAAAAAAAAAAAAAAAAAUGCCAUCCUCUGUCGCCCCGCUGGGAGGACAGCUGGUGCGGUGAUAGCAUCGUGGAGGGGAGGUGGGGGGGGUGAUGCCCUUGACUUGGGGAGGAGGAGGAGUUAGGAGGAGAAGUAGGGGGGGCACCACCACCACCACCACCAGCCUCUAAUGUACCCGAAAGAAGUGAUAUUGUAACUGUGUGAUCUCCCAAUUGGCAGGGGGUGUCAGGGAUGCGGCGCAUGCUCUGCAAGUUCAUUUCGUCCCUGCCAGCCGCGGAGCAGCAGCAGCAGCAGCAGCAGCAGCAGCAGCAGCGUCCUGUUGUGCAUCUGCAGGGAGAUCCCUGGCCCUGGAGCUCCGCUGGUCAGGCUGAGGAGGCCUGAACGGUCUCCACCUUCCGGAUUUAGCUGGUGGCAAGAAGUGUGCAAAUGACAAGAUAAAGAAACCCCAGAGGUUGUCCUGCCUGCGCUGCAGAUAAGCAGAAGCUGUGAGUCUUACUUUCUCAUUGGUUGACGUUGUUGCUUUUUUUUUGGGGGCCUCUUUGUGUGCCAGACUGUAUUUGUGGGAAUAGAUGUUCCUAUUAAUAAUAAAUGUGAUGGGCAGCAGCCCUUGAACUCUUAAGUAGGUUUGGAAGUAGGGCGUUUUUUUUCCCCUGCUAACUUAAAAAAACAUUAAAAACAAGGUGGGAUUGACUGGAAAUAAUGGCCGACCACGAGGAGGCAGAGUUGUCGGAGUCCCUUCAGAAGGAGGAUGGAUUUUCCAGCGAGCAGGAGGAGCCGGGCGCGGACUUCAAAUCUAAAAGUUUGCCUAUUUUAAACGAAGAAGGGCCCCAAGAGGAGACCUUACUGGCCAGUUCUGCGUCCAUAACGGCGGAAGAGAGCGCAGAGUUCAUCCAGCUCCCGGCCAAGACCGAGUCCUUUCAGGCCGAGUCCCCGACGAGAACAAACUACCUGCCCAAGCCGGGGAAGUCGGCGCUGAACAGGCCGAGUUCGUACAUGGAGAACACGGAGAUCCGUAGGAGUAAAAACAUGGCGAGGAGGAAGCCCCCGGGGUUUUUCGCUUCCCGGCUGGCUCAGAUUCGUCUGCCCAGCAGGAAGUACCUGGCCGUCAUCCUACAGGACUCUCGCUGUUUCCUGUUCUGCAUGUGCUACCUGACCUUCAUCCAGUCGCUCAUGGUGUCCGGCUACCUCAGCAGCGUCAUCACCACCAUAGAGAAGAGGUACAGCCUGAGGAGCUCCGAGUCCGGCCUCCUCGUCAGCUGUUUCGACAUCGGGAGCCUCCUUGUGGUCGUCUUCAUCAGCUACUUUGGUGGGCGGGGCCAGAGGCCUCGCUGGCUGGCGGUGGGCGGGGUGUUCAUCGCCGUGGGCGCCGCCCUCUUCUCGUUACCUCACUUCAUCUCGCCGGCCUACCAGAUCCAGGAGGUCAACUCGUCCUCUGGCAACGAGGGCCUGUGCAUGAACAGCAACGCCAGCGGCAGGGACCGCGUCGACAUCACUUCCUGUCCCAGAGACCAGGAGGGCAACGAGCACAACCUGUACGUGGCGCUGUUCGUCAUCGCGCAGAUCCUGGUGGGCAUGGGAUCCACGCCCAUCUACACGCUGGGACCCACCUACCUGGACGACAACGUGAAGAAGGAGAACGCCUCGCUGUAUCUAGCCAUCAUGUAUGUGAUGGGAGCACUGGGUCCAGCGGCUGGAUACCUGCUGGGAGGAGUCCUCAUCGGCUUCUACGUGGACCCGAAGACUGUUGUCAAUAUCGAUCAAAGCGACCCCCGCUUCAUCGGCAACUGGUGGAGCGGGUUCCUGCUGUGCGCCGUGGCCAUGCUGCUGGUCAUAUUCCCCAUGUUCACCUUCCCCAAGAAGCUGCCACCCCGACACAAGAAGAAGAAGAGGAGAAAAAAGGUGAGCCUGGACGACCUGUCCAGCGACGACGACGUCCUCAAGGAGAAGAGCAACAACAAGAGCCAGACGGUCACCUCAUCCAUGGGCUUCGGAAAGGACAUCAAAGACCUGCCCAAAGCAGCAGUGAGGAUCCUGAGCAACGUGACCUUCUUGUUCGUCAGCCUGUCCUAUACGGCAGAAAGCGCCAUAGUCACAGCUUUCAUCACCUUCAUCCCCAAGUUCAUUGAGUCUCAGUUCGGCAUCCCAGCCUCCAGCGCCAGCAUCUACACCGGUGUGAUUAUUGUGCCCAGCGCCGGCGUGGGCAUCGUCCUGGGCGGCUACAUCAUUAAGAAGCUGAAGCUGGGAGCCCGCGAGUCGGCCAAGCUGGCUAUGAUCUGCAGCGGGGUCUCCCUGCUCUGCUUCUCUACGCUGUUCAUCGUGGGCUGCGAGAGCAUCAACCUGGGAGGAAUUAACAUCCCCUACACCACCGGACCUACUCUCACCAUGACCCAGAGGAACCUGACAGGAGGUUGUAAUGUGAACUGUGGCUGUAAAAUCCACGAGUACGCUCCGGUCUGCGGCUCCGAUGGCAUCACGUACUUCAACCCCUGCCUGGCCGGCUGCAGCAGCGUCGCCAACGACAGCACCGGGAUUCGUAACUACUCGGACUGCGCCUGCGUCCAGAGCCGGCAGGUCAUCACGCCGUCGUCCAGCGGUCAGGGCAGCAACCAGCUGCAGCUCGUCAUCGUCAAGACCUACCUGAACGAGAAUGGCUACGCCGUGUCGGGGAAGUGCGACCGCACCUGCAGCACCCUCAUCCCCUUCCUCAUCUUCCUCUUCAUCGUCACGCUCAUCACUGCCUGCGCCCAGCCCUCCGCCAUCAUCGUCACCCUCAGGUCUGUAGCGGAGCAGGAAAGACCGUUUGCUCUGGGAAUGCAGUUUGUUCUCCUCAGGACUCUCGCCUACAUCCCGACACCCAUUUACUUUGGCGCCGUCAUCGACACCACCUGCAUGUUGUGGCAGCAGGACUGCGGCGUCCACGGCUCCUGCUGGGAGUAUGACGUCACCUCCUUGCGCUUCGUCUACUUCGGCCUCGCCGCCAGCCUCAAGUUCCUCGGCUUCUUCUUCAUCUUCCUCACGUGGUACUCCAUCAAGUACAAGGAGGAGCGGGUGGAGCGCUGGCUCAAGCGCCACCUGUCGCCCGUUGACACCGUGGGCAGCCUCGUCUGCCACCCGGGUGGCCACAAGGGCCACGCCCGCACCCGCUCCUGCCCCGUCAACAUCCCCCGAACCGACCCCAACGCCCUGCACGCUAACGCUCCGCCACGCGCCGGAGCCCUCAACCGCGGUGUCAGCACCCAGAGUUGCCCUGGCAAUGAGCUUAAAGCAAUAACUCCUCCUCCUCCGGCCACGCCGUCUCCUGCACCGCCACCUGCCCCCGCGCCGGCCCGUUCGCUGGAACACGUUUCAGUCCGAGUCUGAGUUUCAGAAGGGGGGUGGGCGAUGAGGCAGGUCUCACCCACUGACAUUUCUUUUAUUCUGAAAUCCAGUCAGCUGGAUUUUAGCUGCUGUCAAAGGCACCAAUCAUCACGUGGGGGUCCUGCUCUCAUCUCAUAACUCUUGUUGGCUGGUAAAACACUCAAAGUGGCUUUUAAGUUUCGUCUUCACCGAAAAAACCAUCACCUGGAUGUCCUGAUUUACUCAGAACCUCCGGCCCGAUGAUGAAAAGUCAGACUAAUCUGGGGACCAACCAGCCCGGAGACCCUCCUCUGACAUGAAAAAAAAUCUGCUUGGUUGGUGAAAAUUUUGAAAGCGGCCUCAUGUUUUCUUUGUGAUCCACCAGCCGGCGCAACAAGCGGACAAAGGCUUAGCUUCCCCACUUUGGAUGUAGGAGAGUUCAUCGCUCAUAAACCCCACCUGCCCCCCGCCCUCCCUCACCUCACCUCACCUCACCUCGGCAAUAUGUGCCUUCUGCCACCACGUUCCUCACAUGUACAGCAUACGUACAAACACACACACACACACACUGACACACUGGACGUCCCGCAGACAGACUGUGGUCACCCUGUAGGAAUAAGAGUCACCUGAACAGAUACCUCAGCUUCGUCAGUCCUACGGCUUCCCCCCUUCACCUCUCUGUCUGUGUGUGCUUCUUCUUCAUUUGUGUUUUUAUUUCUUCACCAUCAUGCGGGCGAUUUUUUUUUUGUUUUCCGGACACUGCAUAUCGGCGCUCUCACGGAACAAAACAAAGAAAAAAAGAAAAAAAAAACCUAUGGAAAUGUGAUACACUGCAAUUAAGUGUUAGAAACUGGAAACCGAUGGCAUGGUGCUAUGUGAAAAACAAUGUUUAGUGUCCUUUUUUUUGGUUUGUUCUUUUUGGUCGUUUUUUUGGGGUUAAAAGCACUUGAAAAGAACCCAACUGGACAACAGGUCACUGGGCUAAUAAGCAGCUUGGCACGCACAGAAUGCAUUCCUGUCCGAUGCAAGGCCUUUUGUUGCUCCCCUGACACAAUGACGCGUAGUAUUACCGCUGGAAGUCGGAUUGUUUUGGCUUUUGCCAGCUCCAUACAAUGCAUCCAUACAUCCGAGCUGUUUCCCCUCCUGACUGCCACCCUGAUAAGUGGUUUAACCUGAAAAGGAACAGGAUCGGCAUUUUCCUCCUGACCACAUUCCUGGCUGUCCUUCCACACGUCUGGAAGAAUACAGAACGGGAAAAACUACGCCUGAAGACGUUUUUCGAGGUCGGACUGGGAAGGCGUUCUUAAACGGACUGUAUUUCUGACUACUUAACAAGUCUCAAUGAGAGAUAAUCAUCUACCAACAGCAACAUCUGUACUGAACAUGUAGGCAGACGUAGUCGACCAUCAACGUAGAGGUCAUAGUGUAGUUGUCUAUUCUUCGUCAGCUCCGGAAAUUAAAGCUGCUGGGGAAUUUUAGGGAUUGGAUCCUGGGUAGAAAGUUAGUUUCUCGCCCUGCGUCAUAUUGGUUAAUUGUUAAACAGUAGUCCCAAUGAUUUAUGGGUAAUGAGCUUCUUGCCUGAGAGAAUAGGAUUUGCGGUUUUCUUUGCCACAUUCCAGACCAGACAACAGUUUGCAUACAAGUUUAAAGUGUGGAAAACAAAAGGAAGGCAACAGUUUUCCAGGUUGAAAAAAAAAAAUUGAGAAAUUUUAGCAAAAUCACUGGUAAUGUACCCAAAAGGCUACCGUUCACUGUCGAGCUGCAGCUUAUGAUUGUUUUCUUAAUCUAUGAAUCUACUUAUUAUUCUUUAAAAUGAAUUAAUUAAUUACUUAAUCUAAAAAAAACAAACUAAAAAAUAAGUGAAAAAAAAUAAUUCCCAUCACAGUUCAGAGCCCAAAGUGUGACGUCUUCAAAUGUCUUGUUUUGCUUCAAAAUCCAGAGAUUUUUCAGUUUUGAGUGAUUUUAUAAAACAGAAAAACACAGAAAAUGCUCACAUUUACAUAAAUGUUAAGUGUUUUUUGCUUGAUAAAAUGUUACAUUAUGUCAGUCGACUGAUCUCUAAUCAUUCCAACAUUAGAUCAGUCCCCAGUAGUUCAAGUAGUUAAUGUGCAGAAUGAGUCAUUAUUACACUGUGAAAGAAAUCUCCAUCGUAUCAGGUAGUUCUUUGUCUGUUAUUGAGCUCUAAAGAUUUCUUGGUGGAAAAAAAUUUGCCAGAGAAGAAAAAUCUUUGCAGCCUGUUCUUAAAUACAAGUACAUUUUUCGUAGCUGAUCUGGAGCUUUCGACAGCAUCACAUGAUCUUCAUCAGCAGUUGGUAGUUUGCCCCCGUUUUCUCCGAGCACUUUAAGGAUUUCUCGUCCCUCUUUGCUCAGACGUCGAGGUUCAUUCUUGGACCUCAGGAAACAGCAGUUGACGAAACACUAGGUCCAUUUAGUAAUUGCUCUGGAGUCUCCAGUCAUAUCUCAUGAGCUUCAUCAGAAGAAACCAACCGUCAAGUGCACAAAAUCCAUGACGAUUGGACAAACUGUAUGUCUGCUGAUGAAGAUCGUGAGAUGUGAAUGAAAGUUUCUAGAACAGCUGGUGAGAUUGUUUCUUAAACUCACAACUCAAAAGGUCAUAAAUAAACUUUGAAACUCAAAAAAAUCAACUUGUUUCAAAGUUUUAUCUCUGUUUUAAAAGGAGACUGAUUUCACCGCACUGGCAGAUUUUAUUCUCUUAUUAAGAUCUUCAGGACUCAGUAACAAACACAAAGACCUCGAUUAGAUGAGUUUUAUUGCAGUGUAGUGGACGUCACACCAAAAUCUCUACUUUUUUUAAAGGUAAUCUGGCAUUUGGAGAAAGAAAGAUGCAUUAUAAUUAUUUUUAUGUUUCAGCUGUUACAAUUCAACCACAUUUAAAUCUUCUAAAAUUCUAAAAUUAGUUAGUUGGUAAAAUAGUGAAAAGUUUGAGAUUUAGCAGCCUAUGGAAGCAAAGAAAUGCCGUAAUAAUUUGAGUUUUUAUAUCCAACUAAACACCUGAUUGUAAAGUUGAACCACUACUGAAUAACUUAAUGUUUGUGGUUUGAAUUCACAUCUUUAAAAACUUGCAAAGGAAACUUAUUUUUUCUUUUUCACAAACUUUUUCUAAUUUUCACCUUAAUUGUGAAAUUUAUUUGAAUUUUUUAAUUUGUUUUUUGAAUAUUCGACACACGUUUGAGUCCUGAAACAAACAUAAUUAUUCACUAAUGGUUCCAUUUCACACUUAGAUCCUCGGUCACUCAUAAGAAUCAGAUUAUUAAGGCGGUCAUUUGCUUCCACUGUUGUUUCGGGGGUGAUAUUUUCCGAUUAUCCCCGAAAUUCAUGUGACAUUUUAAAGGGUUAGUCCAAGGCAUUUCUGAGCUGUGAGAACUUGAGUAACACGUUAUGCAUUUUUUUUAACAACUUAAAGCAGUAUUAUUUCCUAAUAAUCCACUUAUUUCCUUAAGAGCAGCCUCAUGACAGGCAGUGUUACAGCAGUGAUGCUCAGAUCGUAUUUGUCUGACUUUCUGUUACAAAUGCCUCAUUUGCACAGUUUCUUUGCCCCUGCUGACCCUGAAUCUUCAGACCUUAAUGAAGACACUGUGUUUGGGACGGUGGUGCUGCCUGUGGAGGUUCAGUGUUACAUGUACUGUAUAUACAUAUAUAUAUAUAUAUAUAUAUAUAUAUAUACACACACAUACAUACAAGAUGCAGUAGUCAUGUGCUGUUGGGUCAGUCGUUGUCCUCUGAGGACACCUGCUGGGUAGAUAUGGAACAGCAUUUAGAGAUUGUCCCAGACCGGUGGACACAAACAAAAAAAAAAAAAUGUUAACAGGAGGAAAUGUUCUAAUUAGCUGGUUUACAUACAGCCUGUGUCUCAUGCAGUCUGUAUUUUUACCUUUGAGACUCUUGAAUUGAUGAUUAUGUGGAGAUUGCUCUAGUUUAACCAUCAGUUAAUCUGCUGAUUAUUUUAUGGAUUAAUGGUUAAUAGUUUUGAAUAUAAAAGUCAGAAAAUAGAGAAAAAUGCCUGUUACAAUGUCCUACAAUGUCCAUGUUGAUGUCUUUUAAAAAAAUUUUUUUGUCCAACCAUCAGUCCAAAAGCCAAAAAUAUUCAGUUUACUUUCACAGAAGAUUAAGACAGCCAGCAAAUCUUCACAUUAGAGAAGUUGCAACUCUAGUUAGAACUGUAAAACCCAGCAGGUCAUUAGUUUAAUUCCUUAAAAGACUAUUUUAUCUGGUUUAAAGAAAGUAAAACUGAACCUGUUUACAACCAAAUGAAAAUGGGGCGACCAACCUAUAAGCAGUAGAGACAUAUAGGAGCAGUUCAAGUUGAUACAUACAUUAAUGGACACCUCAUAAGUAACUCCUUAUAACUUCAUUAAAGUGAGUUAUAAACCAAUUUUUAAAUUGUUUAUAUACUCGUAAUAAUGCUCAAUAAUACCAGUGGCAAUACAAUAUCAGUUAUUGGUACUGAUACAUAAGCAAAACUUUUUCAGUACCUUAAUUUCAGGAAUAUAAACAUAAACAAAAUAUUCCAAACUUCUCUACUAAUGUUGUUAUUUUAAUGAAGUUAAUAUUCACAAAUUCUUAUAAAUCUUCUAACUCGCGUUGGUAAUGUUUUCUUUUUUUGCUCCAAAAAAUGACAAUUAACAGCAAUUAAUUAAAAUAGUUGUACAUUCAUUUUCUGUCAACUGAUCGGAUAACAGCCUCCUCAAUUCAGCUCUACUUAACACAUUUAACUGUACUGGAACUUUUCCUAUAUAAUGUCUAAAAAAUUAAAUUACACUCCUAAUUUCCUGAGUUUUCAAAUGAUCUGAUCCAGUAAGUAAGAAUCUGAACAAGCACUUGAUGCUGUCGAUACUCGACAGUUUCAAUGCCGAAGUCAGUAAUUAGAAGGUAACUCCUUUCAACCAAAGGUCCAUUUAAUACAAAUUUUUUUUGUUCUAUGUUUUAUUUUGUGUGCAGUUACAAUUACAGGAGAGUCCAUCAAGUGGACGGCACCUUGUGAAACUGGAUAAAAACUGUGCAGCAGACGAAAGAGUCUUUUAGGAUUUCGGAAACGUCUGCGUUGUCAGACGACCUGCUGGGGUUUUCAGACGGUUCCGGAGUCUCAAAUGUAAAGAAAAACAACAACAACUAUAAGAUGAGAGACACAAGUUUGAGCUGAUGUUUUUCGGGUUUCAAGGUUCCCGUGAAACAAACUUAAUCCUGCAAAAGAAAAAAAAAAUAAACUGAAAUUUGGUGCUUGACGUUCUACAGAUAAAGAUUAACUCACAAGAUGUUUUUGUGGUACGUAGAGGACAAUAAUCGUACAUAAACCGGUCUGUCGGUUGAGGAGAAAAAACUCUUGAGGGACGCGAAUGAACCGCUUUACCAUAAAUUAAAAAAAAAAAAAAAGAGGGAAUGUAGUCGGUGAUCAAUCCAACACCUGCCAACAAGCGGUGAAGAAGAAAACUUGACGCAUGGUUUCAGUACUCAACACAGUAGAGACAGUAGACUAGAGUAGAAACACACAUUCCAUUUUCAUAUAAAGAACAACGAAUACAAAACCACGAUGAACUCCGGUGUGGAUCUGUGUAGUGUUAGUGAAGCACUGAGGUUCUCGUCCACCCUUUACGUUCUGUUAUCUCUGUGCCUACGUUUCACUUUUCGUUCACGUGACGCCUCCUGUUCAGCCGGUGUCGCCGAGAGGAUGAAAUGUCGAGUCCACCCUUCCUGAUCCGUAAACCUUCAGAAGGUCGCUACAAGCUUGUUGGGGGUAACACUUAAUUAGAUCAAUAACAAGAUUAAUUUGAUUUAGUUAAAGAAUAAGGCUCAACAAAUCCCAUUAUAAGACCAAAACCAACAAUGUCUCUCAAUACUUACUGACUUCCAGUCUGUCAGCUCCAAGUUCCCAUUAAAGACAUAAAUCUUUACAAAGAAAAGAAACAUCUCACAAAUAUAUAGUUUGAUUUCUCAUUCAUUUCUUAAAACAGUUGCUCACUUUAGUUUUUAUCAAAUGUUACUCAUACAGGAGUAACUUUAUUGGGGACUAUUUUCCGAGGCGGAUUAAUCCACAUUUAGUGGCUAAACAAAAGAAAGAAAACAAUAAAGGAAACGUCUCGCCCAGUAUCGGUUCAACUCUGACUAGCUUGCUUAGCAGAUGAAGCCCAAAUCCACCUUUUUAAAACCUUGUCACAUCUGGUUUUAGAGGAGGAACUCUGUGUGCCAGAGUCGCUUCACGUUAAUGUCAGAAAACUGCCAAAUGUGCCGACACUCGGUUGCAAUUGACGUACCUCAAAAGGCUCAAAAAUAUAAUGUCCAGUUACUGUUAGUAAGCUUUUAAGGUGCGUAAGAGGUUGAUAUCUGAUAUCCAUCUUCUCAGCUCACUCUCAGAAAUAAAGUCAGUCCCAAAGUGCUGAACUAUUCCUUUUAAAAAACGUUUUAAAACUUCAACCUGUUUCAUCAUAAUAUACUCAAUAUAUUUUGUCCAAAAAUCCCCCAAAAACUUAUAAUUUUGUUUAAUUACCUGCUUCUCCAAUGACCUGACCUUUUUGUAGGAGCAAUUUAGCAAAAUUAAGCUGUAAAAAAAAAAAGCCAGUAUUUUUGACACAUUUUGUGUUUUUAACUAGUUUAAAGUCCCCCAGUAUCCUUAAAGUCCAACAACACACAGUUUUAAGUAUUUUAAAGAUGAGGUUUACAAUCAGUCAUUCAGGUGUUCUCACCAUUUCAUCCUCCUGUUGUUGGAGUUCCUCUGAAUCCUCUGAUAUCUGUGGACACCAGCUCCAGGAUUUUACUGCGUCACUAGUUGUUUUUAUCCUCCUCUGCUCCUUUCCGCCUCCUCUCUGAGCCAAAGGAGUCGUUUACCUCCCUGUGUCGUGUGGUCGUUUUCAUGUAGUAAUGUGGCAUCAUGUAUCAUUUCCAGACUGUGACUGCAGACAAAAGACUGAAUCUGGAUCUGUAUGAGCUCCUUCAGGCAGAUAUAGGUUAGGAUAUUCUCAGUUUUACUUUCUUCUACUUUUUUUUUUGUAAAAUCAGUGUUGUAUUUAUUUCAAAAGGACAGUGUUUUUUCGACUGACUGAAAGGCCACACUGAUGAGAGGCAAAAUGUAGAUUUGUGGACGCACUGUUUACAAAUGCCUUGGAUACUUGACUUCUGUCAAUAAAAAUGUGAAAAAAUAAUAAAACAGUAUUACAGAAA
Molecule: messenger RNA, 10763 nt
Organism: Dicentrarchus labrax (European seabass)
Lineage: Eukaryota; Metazoa; Chordata; Actinopteri; Moronidae
Product: solute carrier organic anion transporter family member 5A1-like
Exons: 9
Coding region: 954-3614 (886 amino acids)
Biological process (GO): transmembrane transport; sodium-independent organic anion transport
Cellular component (GO): membrane
Molecular function (GO): protein binding
Source: RefSeq, a predicted model, not a curated record